Messenger RNA from Vombatus ursinus (common wombat), 1401 nucleotides. RefSeq names its product arginine and serine rich protein 1 (gene RSRP1). The transcript has 5 exons. The record is from RefSeq and is a predicted model, not a curated record. The coding region runs from base 144 to 974 and encodes 276 amino acids. NCBI's taxonomy places the organism in Eukaryota, Metazoa, Chordata, Mammalia, Diprotodontia, Vombatidae.
GGGCGUCGGCGCUUUCAGAAGGCGGGGACGACGGUGGAGUGCGGAAGGUGAUCCUUACGAGCUGUUUCUUGGUUGGAAAGAGGGGACGACCGGGUUCCCUGUUCUCACUCACUGUUUUAGGUGUCGGUUUCGAGAGCGCCGCGAUGACGAGCUACGUGAACGACAUGUGGCCCGGCUCUCCCCAGGGGAAGGACUCCCCGUCGGGCUUCGAGACGGGCCGCUCCAGCCGGCUGUCGUCCAGGUCGCGCAGCUCGUCGUCCUCCGCGAGUUCUCGAUCCGCCUCCAGCCGCUCGUCCCGCAGUCGCAGCAGGUCUCGGCGGAGCAGGUCUCGCUCCCAGUCCCGCCGGCGCCACCAGCGGAAGUUCCGCCGCUACUCGCGCUCCUAUUCCCGGAGCAGCUCGAGGUCCCGCAGUCGCCGGCACCGAGAGAGGCCCCCGCCUCGGGCCUACCGCAGGUAUUACCGAUCGCCUUCGCGGGACAGGUCCCGCAGUAGGUCCAGGUCCCGCGGACGGUCGUACUACCGGAGAGCUUACCUGGGAUCCCGGGGGCGAAGGUACUACGGCUUCGGACGGACGGUCUAUCCAGAGGCACACAAGAGCUGGCGGUACCGGUCUCGGUCCAGAUCCCGCAGCCGGACGCCUCUGCGUUUGAGCGAGAAAGAUAGGAUGGAACUUUUAGAAAUAGCAAAGGCUAAUGCAGCCAAAGCUUUAGGAACAGCCAAUAUUGACUUGCCAGCUAGUCUCAGAAUUGGUCCACAAUCUAAAGACCCAAACUAUGGAAAACAAAUACAGGGUGAUGCUACAAAACUUGUUGAGCUGUCAGGAAGAUUAAAUGAGGAUGUAAGUAGAACCUCAAAUGAAAGUUCUUCCCAGCAGAGAAGCCUGCCUUUCAGCUCUGGUAACUCUGUAGCAAAUCCAAUACUUCAGAAAACAGCUAAAGAGACUGCAGGAUUCUCUAAAGAAGAGAAAAGCUAGAGUUCAUAUGGACAGUGGAUUCCUAUCAAGAAAGAGGAAAAUAGUUUACUUUUAAGUUCUCCUAAAACAGCACUGUCUUUCAAAUUCUAGUAUGUCUAGCAUCAUCCCUUCCUUAUGAGCCAUAAGUAGCAGAAGCUGUUAUUUAGCUAUAAAAGACAGUUUGAAAAACUGGCCAUGAAAAGAUUAAAGUACUUUAAUGUAUCAUAUCUUAGGUUUCUUUUCCAGAUAAGUGAAAUGAGCACAAAUGGACCAGAAAUCACAGGUGGGAUUUUUAUUCAUGUAUGUAGAUAUUUGUAAAUAUUUGUGUGGCAUUGCAAUGGGUUAAAUAUAGCCAGAGCUAAAAUUCAGUAACUGAACAGCUGCAUGUUGGUAAUUGUAUAUAUUUUCAUUUGUUAAUAAAGUCUAAUUUCUGGUUUUGUUUUUUCAA